Trichoderma atroviride IMI 206040 is the source of this 1035-nucleotide messenger RNA. RefSeq lists its product as uncharacterized. Gene Ontology annotation, cellular component: membrane. The record is from RefSeq and is a predicted model, not a curated record. Gene Ontology annotation, biological process: malate transmembrane transport. NCBI's taxonomy places the organism in Eukaryota, Fungi, Ascomycota, Sordariomycetes, Hypocreales, Hypocreaceae. Gene Ontology annotation, molecular function: malate transmembrane transporter activity.
AUGAGCGCAGGAGGUCUGUCCUUGCUCAUAUUUGCACAGCCCAAUCAAUUCCACGGGUUGAAAACUAUUGGCUUGGUGGUUUAUAUCGUAAACAUUAUCAUAUUUUCGCUCGUUACAAUGACCAUGGCGGCUCGGUUUAUGUUCCACACUGGCGAAAUGGUCCGCUCCCUCACGCACCCAAGAGAAGGCUUCUUUUUCCCGACCUUCUUUCUCUCCAUCGCUACCAUCAUCACAAGUACCCAACGAUAUGCCAUACCGGACAACCAUGUCGGGCUGGAAUGGGCUAUACAAGCAGCUUUUUGGAUAUACGUCGCUUUGACGGCAGUACUUGCUAUUGGCCAAUACAGCUAUGUCUUUGCGGUUCAUAGUCUCAACCUCCAGAGUUUCAUGCCAACUCUGAUUCUGCCAAUCUUUCCCAUCAUGCUUUCCGGGACAAUUGCAUCUGUCAUAGCAUCAACACAGCCUGAAAUCGCCGCUAUGCCGAUUCUCAUCGCCGGGCUAACCUGCCAAGGUCUUGGGAUGUCGGUUGCUAUACUUAUGUAUUCCCACAUGAUUGGACGCUUGAUCCAGUCUGGUCUUCCGAACCGAGAGCACCGCCCUGGACUUUUCAUGUGUGUUGGUCCGCCAGCGUUCACAGCCUUGGCUUUGAUCGGCAUGGCGAAUGGAGUACCGGAUAGCAUCAAGGAGCUGGGCAUCGAGAAAAGUAUCAUCAGAGUCAUUGCGGUGCUAGUGGCCAUUUCACUCUGGGCCCUCAGCCUUUGGUGGUUCGGCAUCGCUGUCGUCGCUGUUGUUUCAUCGCCACCGAAAUAUUUUCAUCUUGGCUGGUGGUCUAUGGUGUUUCCCAAUACAGGUUUCACAUUAGCAACGAUCUCUAUCGGGAAAGAAUUGGCAAGCGGUAGUUUGCAGUGGGUGACUACAGGGAUGAGCAUUUGCAUGGUCCUUAUUUUUGGCUUUGUUUUUGUCAACCUUGUUCGGGCGGUAUGGGUUCAAGACAUUAUGUAUCCAGGAAGAGAUGAGAAUGUAGAGGACCAUUGA